Candidula unifasciata is the source of this 1350-nucleotide messenger RNA. Lineage: Eukaryota; Metazoa; Mollusca; Gastropoda; Stylommatophora; Geomitridae. The record is from the annotation of a GenBank genome assembly.
CGCGAAGUCAUCUCCAUUCACAUCGGCCAGGCCGGAGUACAACUGGGCAAUGCAUGCUGGGAGCUCUACUGUCUGGAGCAUGGUAUCAAGCACGAUGGUCAGCUGGAAAACUCCAGUGAUGACGACAAACGAGAUUCUAUGCACACUUUCUUCAGUGAGAGCACAUCAGGGCAACAUGUGCCCAGGGCCCUGUUAGUAGAUCUGGAGCCUACUGUUGUAGAUGAAGUCCGAUUAGGUGACUAUCGGCAACUGUUCCACCCUGAGCAGCUGAUUACUGGAAAGGAGGAUGCGGCCAAUAACUACGCCAGAGGUCACUACACUGUGGGCAAGGAGAUCAUUGAUCUGGUCAUGGACAGGAUCAGGAAGUCAGCAGACUUGUGUAGUGGUCUGCAGGGCUUUUUGGUGUUUCAUAGUUUUGGUGGUGGCACUGGGUCAGGCUUUACCGCUCUGCUAAUGGAAAGACUUUCCGUGGAUUUCGGCAAGAAAUGUAAAUUGGAAUUUGCUAUCUAUCCUUCACCACAGAUGUCCUCAUCAGUGGUUGAGCCUUACAACUCUGUACUGAACACGCAUACCACACUAGAACAUUCAGACUGUGCCUUCUUGGUGGACAAUGAAGCUAUCUUUAACAUCUGCAAGAGAAAUCUCGACGUUGAACGCCCGUCAUUUAGCAACAUCAACCGAAUCAUUGGUCAGAUUGUCUCGUCACUAACUGCUUCAUUGAGAUUUGAUGGGGCUUUGAACGUGGAUCUCACGGAGUUCCAGACCAACCUGGUCCCGUAUCCACGAAUCCACUUUCCCACUGUCACAUAUGCUCCGAUUAUAUCAGCAGAGAAGGCACAUAGUGAGAGGUUGUCCGUUGGAGAGAUUGUUCGGUCAUGUUUUGAGCCAGCUAAUCAGAUGAUGAUGAUAGAUCCAAGACAGGGCAAAUAUAUAUCCUGCUGUGUUCUGUUUAGGGGGGAUGUGGUUCCCAGGGAUGUCAAUGAGGCUAUCAGUUUCAUCAAGUGUAAUCGCAACAUUCAGUUUGUGGAUUGGUGCCCUACUGGAUUCAAGGUGGGCAUCAACUACGAGCCGCCGACAGUGGUUCCAGGCAGCGAUCAGGCCAAGGUUCAGAGAGCUGUCUGUAUGAUGGGCAACAAUACGGCCAUCGCCCAGGCAUGGGCCAGGCUGGAUCAUAAGUUUGACCUCAUGUAUGCCAAGAGAGCUUUUGUCCACUGGUAUGUCGGAGAGGGAAUGGAGGAGGGUGAAUUCUCUGAGGCUAGAGAGGACAUGGCCGCGCUGGAGAAAGAUUACGAAGAAGUGGGCAUGGAUUCUGCAGCCACUGAGAACGGUGUCGACAAUGAUGAGUACUGA